This is a messenger RNA of Guyanagaster necrorhizus, 375 nucleotides long. RefSeq lists its product as uncharacterized. NCBI's taxonomy places the organism in Eukaryota, Fungi, Basidiomycota, Agaricomycetes, Agaricales, Physalacriaceae. The annotation marks the transcript as partial. The record is from RefSeq and is a predicted model, not a curated record. The transcript has a single exon.
AUUGUCACACUGAAUAAACUACAUUGUUUGAUGAGUCAUUUUCCUGUUGAUGCAGCAAAAAAGCUCAUGAAGGAUCAAUUAGUUGAUGGUCUAGAACUUGAUGAAGGAAUUCCUAUCUCAAAGGAGCAAUAUCCAUCAUGUCUCCAUAGUAGAAUGAUGAGGAAAGCAAUGUCUAAGACCAGGGAAAAUGAUGCAUCAGAGAGAGUAGAUGAUCAAGUCCACAGUGAUAUGUGGAGACCAGUGAUGAUUGAGACACCCCAGCACAAGAAAUACUAUGUCACAUUUACAGAUGAUGCAUCAUACUAUUCUGUAGCUAUGCUACUCCACUCAAAAAAUGAAACAUUACAGUCAUUUAAGGAUCUUGAGAUGAGAUGA